Messenger RNA from Plasmodium cynomolgi strain B, 15987 nucleotides. Its product is annotated as dynein heavy chain. Gene Ontology annotation, cellular component: dynein complex; axoneme. The transcript has 4 exons. Bases 3760 to 15987 code for a protein of 4075 amino acids. NCBI's taxonomy places the organism in Eukaryota, Apicomplexa, Aconoidasida, Haemosporida, Plasmodiidae. The record is from RefSeq and is a predicted model, not a curated record. Gene Ontology annotation, molecular function: minus-end-directed microtubule motor activity; ATP binding; dynein intermediate chain binding. Gene Ontology annotation, biological process: microtubule-based movement.
AUGACAAAGGAUCCCGAAGGCCAGUAUGAGGCCCUAAGUCUGACCGAACUCAAAAGCAGUGCCCAGGAGAAGAAUGUCAUUGGCUACAGCGUGAACUUCACCGUGGGGGGGGUGCUGCUCUUCGGGGGGUUCAAAAUCGACUCGGAGGUGAAUGACAAGGAUAGCGACAAAGAUGGUGGAGACGGUAGCGAAAGUAGCGACGGUUGCAAUCGGGACGACGGCGCGGGCAGUGUCUGCAACGACGCCUAUCUGGUGCACAUCAAAAAAGAGAAAGUAGAGUAUGAAACGCUAAGGAGUAAAGUUAAGCCGAAAUGCAGGUGCUACCAUAACUCGUGCACUUUGCUGGAAAACUAUGUUGUCAUUUUUGGAGGGCUACACAGCGAAGUGCCCUUCGUUGCGCUUAAUGACUUGUGGAUUUUUAACAGCGCAAAUAAAACCUUUGCGGAGAUAAAGGUAACUGCGGCUGAAGAAGCGACCGAGGGAGAGGAGACGGCGCCUGGGUCUUCCAAAAGCGAGGGAGAGGGAGAUGACGAAAUGUACGAUGGAUCGAAAUUAAGUGGAGAGGACGAUUACAUAAAAGUGGACGAGGGAGACGACGGGAAUAAUAACAGUUACAUAUUGAACAGUGUGCACUUGAAAAAAUUAGGGAAGUAUCUGAGCUGUGAGAAAAGUGCGCUUGGCAGUCAGGGUAGCUGCGUUGUCCCCGCCCCGAGGUACUUCUCCAGCUUAGACCUAUACGUAAGUAGGAAAGGGGCACCAGAAGAGGCAGCGGAGGGAGUGGUAAAGGAAGCGGCAGAGGUCACGGCAGAGGACGCGGCAGAUGGAGCUGAAGACGACGCGGCAGAUGGAGCUGAAGACGACGCGGUAGAUGGAGCUGGAGACGACGCGGCAGAUGGAGCUGGAGACGACGGGGCGGAGGGAAAAAACCCAUUAAGCGUAAAAAACAACAAAAUUGUCCUGAAAAAUGCAAACGCGUACGAAUAUUUCAGCCUCAUCCUAUUUGGGGGAUACGGCGGAUACGACAGAAGCAGCUUCAACGACUUGUAUGAAUACGACAUUUUGAGGAACCAAUGGAUUUUACGAACCUGUAAAGGUAGUACCCCCUCGAAUAGGUACGGACAUGUAUCCUUCAUCAAUGAAAAUAAUUUAUUCAUUUUAGGAGGAACCAAUGCAGAAGUCAGCUUUAAUGACAUGUACGCUUGUAACUUGAGAAAUAACGAAUGGUCCGAAAUAGACUUUUCCUAUUCCUUCAAUGUCUCAAAAGUAUUUUGUACAAACGUGAUGGUAGAAUCGAUAGAUAGAAAUAUUAUUUUCAUUUUCGGGGGGUACAAUAUUGUUAGUGAUGAAAAGGGGAACAGAAAAAUAGAGUACAGCAAUGCAGAUUUGAAUAUGUUGAAACUGUAUGAUACGUUUAAGUUGGAAGAUUUGAAGUACACCGUACUUAGGAAUAAGGAUACUUUAACGGGUUCUACAUCUACCGGAAUAGGAACUCCCAACAUAAACACAAUAGCUAGCAAAGCACAGAAUGGACCUGCAACAAAUAAACACAGGAAUCAACUCAGCCAAGUGGAUAAACUAAAAGGAACACCAAGGGGAGAAAAUCACGAGCAAGAUGACCCAACGACUAAUACCAACUUCUGUUCCAUGACGUACGAUUUUGUAGACACGAAUUUGAUCAUCACAGAUUCAAAGCAGAAAAUUUACGUGAUGAAUAUAAGUAGAAUUAUAGGACCCAAGUAUGCCAUUUUUUCCCUACUGCCAAGAUAUUGCGAUAUUGAGGGUAGAAAAAAACUACUCUUGAAGGGAAAAGGAUUUAUGAACGAAGGUAAGAUCAGUAUAAAAUAUACAUCUGAUGAUGUCGACCUGUUCAGUGAAGGAAUCUACAUUAAUGAGAAUUAUAUUUACACCAUUGUGCCUAGUGCAAAAGACAAAAUUAGAAACAACAUCUGUGAUGUGCACCUGUCCAUUAAUGACAAAUGCUACACCACUAAUAAGUGCGUUCUGGAGUAUUACUACAAUAUAGAUGCAAAGAAGACUCUGAUUUUUGGGUCUGGCUUGUUAGAACCCAUUUGUUUAAAAGAACCCAAUAUUUUCUUUCUCAUAGCUAGAAACUCCUUGAACGAAAAAAAAAAAAUCGGAGGAGAUAAAUUCCAGAUCAGCAUCACGUAUGAACAGGAUGGAAUUCACCACGACGUGAAAUACACUCUGUAUGAUGUUAACAAUGGAUUUUACAUCGUGAAGUACUUCCCUUAUCAGGAAGAGGGGGCGCCGAGCGAUGCCACCACUAUCUCUGCCAUUCCGGGGGGAGAGGUGGACCCUGUCCAAGGGGGCUCCAACUUGGCAACCGCUGCCGGAGGCGCGGCUGUGGAGGAGAUGGAAGCGGUGGAGGCGGCGAAUGCGGUGAAUGCGGUGAAUGCGGCGAAAACGGUGGAAGCGUCAGGUACUGAGGGCGCAGUGGUAGUGGAGGAAGCGGCAAACCAAGAGAAUCUGCUCAAGGCGGAAAUCGGCCAAGGAGAGGAACGCGGCGGAAAAGAGGAAGACCCCCCACGCAUCACGGGAACCAUCCACAUAUCGGUGAAGCUGAAGGGGGAAGACACCCAAAACAGUCCCUUCGCCCUGAAGGUGUACAGCCGAGUAACAGACAAAGCCACGUUCGUGAAAAAAUUUGUCAACGACCGGUUAGAAGACUUAAUAAAAAAAGGAGAACGCGUUCUCAAUUUGAUCAGAAACAAAGACUUGAGCACCGCCAACCUGAUCGAGCUAAACGUUAACAUUGAAAACUUUCUGAGUAAAUUCUCCAAGUCGAUAUAUGAUAUAAAUACCAUCGAGCAGUACAUCCUAUACGGGUCCAUCGAUGCGGGGAUGGUGGAGCCAAUACUAGAACAGGUGCACCGGGAGGGGAACGUGGUGGAUGCCUCUCUGGAGGACGAGUCUUUCAUCGAGAGGUACAUCGACGAAUUGAUAAGCGCCCAAAGGAACAGGAAGGGCGCAGGCAGCGCCUUCCUGAAGGUGAAGGACAACGAAGGCAUUGCCAACUUUAUCGAUUCAAGCAAAAUGAAAUUCGUGGACUGCGUGGAGGCCAACUUGGUGAAGAGGCUGAAGAGCUACAUUGCGCUGCUGAACAGCGAGGAGUCCAGCCUGCGCAGCAGGAAGGAGGCGAAGAGGAGCGACGGCGGGGUGGGGGAUACCGCACUGGGGAAAACAGCCCUGGGGAAAACCGCCCUAGGAAAAACCGCUCCAGCUGUAGGAAAAACCUCUCCAGCUGUAGGAAAAACCGCUCCAGCUGUAGGAAAAACCGCUCCAGCUGUAGGGAAUUCCUUCGAAGAGUGCCCCAGCCAGGGAGAAGAUAACCAAAUAGAAGUGAUCAUAAAUUUGCUGAGCUUCUACCACAAGCUGAAAUCAGUCUGCAUCUGUAAAAGGGAAAAGGAACUAAAGGAAGAAUUCGUGAAAGAAGAAAAGGAAAGCAUAAAAACGAUGAAGCUUAACUAUAACAAGUUUGUAAACAUAAAAAAAAAUUUGGAAACAUCGAGCGUCUAUACACAUAGCAGUGGCUAUGAAGGGUCCCUGAAAGAGCUGGAAAAUAUGAAAAAGUACGUAGAAGAAAUUAAAGAAGAAGUGAGCAAGGUGGAACAAAUCUCAAAAAAUAUCGUAAAAAUAGACAACGUAGAAGAGUUAAGCAAAGACAUAGACAAUUUAGAAAAAGAAAUUGAUGAAAUAGAAAAGCUAUGGAUGUUUAUAAAAAAAAGAUCAAGUACUUAAAUGAAGAACCUCCAAAAUGAAUUCAAAAAAAUCAAAGUAGACAGGAAACAUAAUAUAUGGAAAGAAGAAAUGGCCAAGCUGAAGGACACUAUCAAAUUUGUAUCUGUCAUAAGUGAAUUAAAAAAGACAUUCAUUAAGCAGAGACACAUAAAAGAGAUCGAACUUAGCAUAAACGAGGAGAGGUACAAAGAAAAUCAAGAACCAAUUAAUCUUCUCAUCGAUGAAAACACACUCACCAUUUAUUUUUACAAGCUCAAUGUGAUCAAGUACCAUGAAUCCAUAGAAGAAGUUAUCAUCAAAGCUUACAAUGAAAAAGGCAUAGAAGAAAUAAUACACAAAUUUGAAGACUAUUGGGAUGGAAUCCAUUUUAAGCAUAAGGAUUAUAAAAAUGGAAUAAUUCUGACCUACAUUGAUGAUCUGUGUGUUGAGACCAUAGAGGAACAUCAAAUGAGCCUCCAGAACUGCUUCUCCUCCAAAUAUUUCCUCUUUUUCUCAAAGGAGCUAAACAUUUGGCAGAAAAAAAUCUCCAAUAUUUACGAAGUGAUUCUGCUACUCAAAGAUAUCGAGAAGCUUUGGGUGUAUCUUCAAAAUAUGUAUGUCUACUCAGAGGAAGUGAAAAAGGAACUGCCCUUGUACUCCAAAUUUUUUCUAACCAUUAAUGAUGAGUACUUGGAUAUGGUGAAGCAAAUUUUGGGGAAUAACACCAAGGUGGUGGACUUCGCUAAUGAGGAGGGCAUUAUAGAGAAGUUAGAAGAACUAAAGGUGAAGCUGUGCAAGAGUGAGAAGCCUCUAAAUGAGUAUCUUGAUUCCAAGCGGAAGUCCUUCCCUAGGUUCUUCUUCAUAUCAUCUACUGACUUGAUUGACAUCCUCUCCAAUGGGAACAACUUCAAGCUCGUCAACACCCACGUGCAGAAGAUUUUUCUCUCCAUCCGGAGGUUCGUAACGCGUGGGGAGGUCCUCACGGAGUAUGAGCUGGGGAACGAAGUUAGUCUGGGGGGGGCACCUCCAGAAGACGCUGAAGAAGUCGCUCCACAUGCCGUUGAAGAAGCCGCGCAAGAUUCCCCUCAAGACGCCCCCCCUGUGGAGGUCCAAAACGAGGUGAUCACGAAGCUGAUCUCGUCCUACGGAGAAGAAAUAUGCAACUUCCACGAACCCCUAGCGCUCAAGGGGAAGGUCGAGUGCUACCUCAACGACAUCAUAAAGCACAUCAAGUACACCCUAAAGUACUACAUUGCAAAUCUGUUCAAAUUGAAACACAUGUACAAUACAGAGAAGGACAAAUGGAUAGACCAAAAUUACCUAUCGCAAGUUUUUAUCCUUUGCAAUUCCAUAUUUUUCGUUCACGACGUUGAAAAUAUUCUACGCAAAGGAGAUUUAAAUGUAAAGGAACAGCUCAAGGCUUACUAUAAAAACCACAUCACUCAACUAGAAAAUGUAAUUAAAAAGGUUCAAAAAAAGCUGACAGUGAAAAAUAGAAUCAAAGUUAUGUGUAUAAUUACUUUGGAUACUUUCUACAGAGACAUACUGGAGGUCAUCCUAAAAAAUAAAAACUCCAUUUCGAUAAACAUGUUCGAUUGGCAGUCACAAAUUAGGAUGUACCCGUACUUUAAUGAUAAGACAAGUGGUGGCUCUCCGUCUUGGGGGAGUGCCCACAGGAAUGGACAAACUCACGACGUAGGAAAACAUGAAGAAGUAACCGGGGAGGCAGACCUCUCAGUGGAUGCAACAGAGCAACAGAUGAAUCAAUCCACGGGACAUCAUGCAGAUGAAAACAUUUAUGAAGAAAACUCUCAAAACUUCAAGCAGCUUUAUAUAAAAAUAAAAAUCAUGGACUGCUCUUUUAACUACUCAUAUGAUUAUAUUGGCAAUUACCAAAGGCUAGUCAUUACUCCAUUGACUAGUCGUAUAUACAUCACAGCUACGCAGGCGCUAAGUCUCUAUAUGGGAUGUGCACCCGCUGGUCCUGCAGGUACUGGAAAAACGGAGACAACGAAAGACUUGUCGAGCUUCUUUGGAAAAAACUGCUACGUGUUUAAUUGCUCAGAUCAGCUGGAUUACAAAAGUAUGGGGAAUAUAUUUAAGGGAAUUGGCAGCACCGGGUGCUGGUGCUGUUUCGACGAAUUCAAUAGGCUGAUCCCAGAAGUGCUGUCUGUUUGCUCUAUUCAAUUUAAGUCCAUCCUGGACUGCAAACGUAACAAUAAUAAUGUGUGCAUAAUCGGGUCCGAUGAAAUUAUCGUGAAAAAAAACUGCGCCGUUUUUAUCACCAUGAACCCCGAUUAUCUGGGCAGAUCUAAAUUGCCAGAGAGUCUCAAAAUUUUGUUCAGACCUAUUACUGUCAUUGUUCCAGACUUUAAUAAAAUUUGUGAAAAUAUGCUCAUGGCUGAGGGGUAUGUAGAUGCCAAGUACUUGUCCAUAAAAUUUACGACCUUCUUCGAGCUGGCACAAAGUCUACUGAAGGAGAAGCAUUGCGACUGGGGGCUGAGAAGCAUCAAGAGUGUCCUCACCAAGGCGGGGUUCCUAAAGAGGACCUACCCAGACCUGGACGAAAACAAAUUGCUGUACUCGGCCAUACACGACAUUAACAUCGCUAAAAUAUCUGCCUCCAACUGCCCCGUCUUCUCCGGGCUCCUCAACGAUAUUUUCUUUUCCCACCAGGGCGCCAGCGUAAACGGUGCUGAGAAAGGUACGUCGAAGGGUGCGUCCAACGGUGCGUCGAACGGUGCGGUGGAGGAAGACAAGGUGGGGGGUGAUGAAAAAGUCGUCCCAAAUGGGGUAGCAAAUGGGGUAGCAAAUGGAGUAGCAAACGCCGCGAAUAACGGCGAGGCUAACUCCCCUGUGAACCCGCCCGCGGGGGAGUUCCACCAGAACGCCAUAGAAGAAGAGUUGAUGGAAAUCUGCAGGAGGAACCACCUGUUCGGGCUGAACUAUUUCGUUAAAAAAAUAAUGCAACUGAACGAUAUAAUCAACAUAAGGCACUGCGUAUUCAUCAUGGGAGAAGCGGGGUGCGGAAAGACAACCCUGUUCAACAUGCUGAUGGAGUACCAAAAGCAACAGAAGCUAAAAACGGUGAGCAUCAGAAUCAACCCCAAAUCGAUCAGUAUCGAUGACUUGUACGGAAACGUCCAUAUAAAGACAAGGGAAUGGAAAGAUGGGGUAUUCUCCAAAUAUAUGAGAAGCUACUCCAAGAGAGAAGACUGCGACAAGGCGUAUAUCAUCUUCGAUGGAAAUUUGGAUUCUCAUUGGAUAGAAAAUAUGAACUCUGUGAUGGAUGAUAACAAAGUGCUGACCCUAUCGUCAAAUGAGAGAAUUUUGUUGAAAAAUCACAUGAACUUAGUGUUUGAGUUUAGCGACUUAAUGUUUGCAACCCCAGCUACGAUAUCGAGAGCAGGGUUAGUCUACUUCUGUGUAGAUCCGAAUGACAUUUGGAAGAAUUACUUCCUCUCCUGGAUUGACAAACAUGAAAAUUUUAAUUCUACUGUUAAAAAGGGCUUUGAAAAAUUAAUGUACAAAUAUGUAGAACCCACUUUUGCCUACCUGAACACGGUGAACACAUCCGUUAAAGUGUCACCCAUCUCACACAUUCAGUCCUUGGCAGCCUUACUAGACAUCCUCCUAAAGGAUAACAAUUUCGAGAGUAUGGAACACUACUUCGUGUACUCAGUGAUAUGGUCUUUUGGAAGCUUCCUUGGAGAGAAAGACAACGCAAACUAUAAAAAGAGUUUCGACAAGUACUGGAAAAAUACUUUUAAAAGCAUAAAGAUGAACAGAAAAAUUAGCGUGUUCGAUUUUUUCAUAGAAGGUAAUAAAUUCAAAGAGUGGGAGGAAAGUGAAAUAAAGAAUGAAGUGAACACAAGUCUCCUUCUCCAGGAUGAUAUAUUCGUCGAAACAGUAGAGAGUUCCUCCUACAAGUAUAUAAGUAAAUUGUUCCUCAAAUCCAACAUGCCCAUUUUAUUUAUUGGAAAAACAGGAGUGGGUAAAACUCUGCUGUGUAAAAAAAUUUUAAGUGAAGAAAGGGAAGAAUACAAAAGCUUCUACAUGAUUUUUAACUACUACACGAAUGCUAAAAAUGUGCAAUGCUUAAUGCAAAGUUGUUUGGAAAAAAAAUCAGGCAAGCAGUUUAGCCCCCCUUUUCAACAGAAACUGAUCUACUUCAUCGAUGAUAUUAACAUGCCCAAAUGCGAUGAUUACAACACACAAAGUGCCAUUGAAUUGUUGUGUCAAUAUAUAGAUACAAAUUCUUGGUUUGACUUAGAAAAAUUAAACCUCAUCAAAAUAGUGAAUACAAAGUUGAUAUCUUGUAUGAAUUAUAACAGGGGGAACUUUACAGUGAACCCAAGACUUCUUCGACAUUUCUUCAUCCUAAAUGUUAGCUUCCCAGAGAAUAAUACUGUUAAUAGCAUUUUUAGUGUCCUCCUCAAGGGACAUUUCAACAGUUUCAAACAGGACGUAGCUGACUUAGUUCCAUCUAUCCUAAAGUCUACCAUAUCUCUUUUCUACAACAUCGAGAAAACGUUCAAAAGGACAGCCACCUAUUUCUACUACGAGUUUAACCUUCGAGAUAUUCAUAGCAUUGUCAAAGGGUUACUUACUGCACAACCUACUGCUUUCCAAGACUGUGAUAAGUUACUCUUCCUUUGGCUACACGAAUGUGAAAGGGUUUAUUCGGAUAAGCUAAACAAGGUAGAUAAAAAAAAAUUCAAAGCACUCAUUAUCGAUAUAGUGAAAAAAAUGUACAAUAAGUAUGAAAUCAGCAAAUUUGUGAUGAACAAUGAUAAGUCUUUGAUUUUUUCCAACUUCCACAAAGGAGGUACUGCCACAGGUGGGUAUAACGACAAGGUGUAUGAUCUGUGCAGAAAUAUGGAUGACCUUACCGCCUACCUAACAGAGGAACUAAAUGAAUACAACAGCUUUUACAACUUAAAUAUAGUCCUUUUUAAUGAUGCAAUAAGGCAUAUUUGCAAGUUAAUACGAAUUAUAGAUAAUUUAAAAUCACAUGCUUUGCUGCUAGGAAUUGGUGGAUGUGGGAAGACAACCAUCUCGAAGUUUUCCUCGUACAUUUCAUCGAAGACUUUUUUCGAGAUGGACUUUUCUGCACAGUGUACAGAUAAUGAUGUGAAAAAAUAUUUACAAAAUAUUUUUUACAAGUGUGGCAUGAAAAAUGAAGAUAUCAUUCUCUUCCUCAAGGAGAGCAAAAUUCAUGAUAGCUUCUUCAUCUACGUGAAUGAAUACAUGUGCUCAAAUAACAUAAUCGAUUUGUAUACAAAGGAGGAGAAGGACUACAUUGUUCAGAACAUGAGGAAUAUUGCCAAGGCGGAGGGUAUCCAGGAGACUGACAGUAGCAUAUUUGACUACUACGUGAAGAAGGUUAAUGAGAAUUUGCAUUUCAUUCUUUGCUUUUCCCCCACGAGUAACAAUUUUAGAGACAAGUCGAACAAUUUCCAGUGUAUACUUAACAACACCAUGAUUGAUAUUUAUGACAACUGGGAGUCCGACUCGCUUCUCUGUGUGGGGCAGAACUACGUGAGUAACAUCUACAUCAAUUUGCGCACUGGGGACAUAGAGCUCAGCGAGGACUGCCUGGGGGGGGCUUCGCAGAGCGGAGCAGGAGUGUCCCUCGUUGCCUCUACCAAGCACGUCAACCUGAAGGGAAUCGUGACGGAGUACCUGAAGGAGUGCUACGAGGACCUUCUAGAAAUCGCCUCCAACUACUACGCCCACGAGAGGGCACACAUCUACAUCACCCCCAAGCUCUACCUGGAGAGCAUCAAGACCUACCACAUGAUGCUCCUAAAAAACAUCACCAGUAUAAGCAGCAAAAUGGAUAUGCUCAAAAGCGGAAUCACGAAAAUGAACGAAACUAGCGCAAACGUGGAAAAUAUCAAAAAUUGCCUUAAGGAAAAAAAAAAUAUAUCGGAGGAGAAAAAAGAAGCCUCAGAAAAAUAUGCCAUAGACAUUGGAAAUGAAAAGAUGAUCGUUAAGAAAGAGAGCGACUUGGCAGACAUAGAAGAACAGAAUUGUUUGGAAAUACAAAAAACGGUGCUCAAGCAGCAGGAGGAAUGUGAAAAUGACAUAGCCUUGGGAAUUCCACUCAUAGAACAAGCGGAAGAAGCGUUAAAUACACUCAACAAAAAAAACAUACAAGAGCUGAAGACGCUAAAUAAACCGCCACCAGGAGUAGAAGACAUCACAGCAGCAGUUAUGCAACUACUAGCCACAAUAGACACGACUAUCUCUGUGGAUAAAUUUGGAAAAAUUAAAGAUAGGAGUUGGAAAUCGGCUCAGAAAAUGAUGAUAAAUCCAGAAAAAUUUAUUUCCCUACUUAAAGACUACAAAAAUAAGAUUGACGAAAAUUUAGUUCCAGAUUGCAACUUCAAGUACGUAGAGAAUUUAAUUAACCUUCCCCAUUUCAACAAAAAUGCGAUUCAGAAAAAAUCCAAAGCUGCUGCAGGGCUAGCUGAAUGGGUUCUAAAUGUUACAUCGUUUCACAAAAUUAUACAAAACAUUUUACCCAAGAGAACACUCCUAGAAAGUACCAAAAAAAGUUUGGAAGAAGCAAACGAAAAGUUGCAAACGGUACGAGAAAAAGUACAGUCCCUUAAGGCACAGCUCAGCACUCUUAUAAGUCAAUAUGAUCACGCUCUCUACGAAAGAGACCUUGUCAUUUUGGAAGAAAAGAAACUUAAAACUAAGUUGGAACUAUCCAUCAGAUUGAUAGACGCUCUCAGCAGUGAACAAAUAUCAUGGUCCAAUCAGUAUGAAGUUUUGAAGAAGAAAAAAAAAACCAUCCUCACGGAUAUACUUUUGUCUUCGACUUUUGUUACCUUCUGUGGGGGAUUCACCAAAAAGUACAGAAACAAAAUUAUGACCAAAUGUGUUGAGACCUUGAACAGGAAGAAUCAGAUUCAGAACGAGGUCUUUAGCGAAGUGCUUAAGAAGCUGCAAAAGAGUGCUGGAAAGGAGAAGCCUGCCAAGGGGACCGGCGUCCCGGAUAGCACGGCUAACGAGUGUGCGGGUGCUUCCAUUGCGGGUAGCGGCGUGGGCAUAAAUCACAGCGGUUUAGACCAAACGGGGGGAGAUGGUGCGCUACACAGAGGAGACGCUUCCCCCUGCACGGAGGACUCCAAGGAAGACCUUCCAUACGACAUCUUCUCAGUGAGCAGCUUCAACUUGGACCUCCUAAUAAACGAAGAAACUCUUUCUAAGUUGAGCAAGCAGGGCUUAACCCUAAACUCAGUAUGCAUAGAAAAUAACUUGAUCCUGGAAAACAGCGAAAAAUUUCCCAUAAUUAUAGAUCCUCAAAUGGAAAGCCUCAAAUGGCUAAUCAAUAGCCAAAAGGAGAAAAGCGAAAAGCUAAUCAUCACAGAUAUAAACGACAGUAUGCUUUUUAAAAAAAUAAUCGAGUGUCUCUCAUUUGGAUACUCCAUAAUAAUAGAAAAUGCGGAUGAAAACAUCGAUAACUCUCUCUACAAUAUUAUUUCAAAAAAUAUAAUAAGGAGAAAAAAUAAUUACUACAUCAACAUUAACGAGAAGGAACACGUUUUCCACCCCUCGUUCUACAUCAUCCUGCAUACUCAGUUGUCUAAUCCCCAUUACCAACCAGAGAUACAGUCAGCUUGCUCCCUCAUCAAUUUCACUGUAACUCCUGACGAUCUAGAGGAGCAUCUCCUUUCCAUUACCCUAGAAAACGAAUUCAACCACUUAUCCAAGAAGAGAAAAAAAUUAUCCUUACUUAAGUAUGAUUAUAUGUGCCAACUGUCCUUUCUCCAAUCAUCUAUCUUACAGAAGCUAACCAAUGCCAAAGGAGACAUCCUAGACGAUGUUUCUCUCAUUGAAAAUUUAGAAACUACAAAACUGCUUAGUGAAAAUAUUACCAAAAAAACAGAAAUUGUGAAAAGCACAGAAGUGCAUAUCAACACUAUUAUUAACUUGUAUAGACCUUUGUCUAGACGGGGGGUCAUGUAUUUCUUCAUUCUACAGAAACUCAAAAAUAUUCAUUCGUUUUACUUUUAUUCGUUGGAGAUCUUUUUGAAGAUUUUUAUCAAGUGUCUCAAUGACUGUGCUCAGUUCAGACCCCCAAAUAGCGGUCCACAACCAAGGGGCAAGAGCCGCCGCAAGAGGGUGCUCGCCAAGGGGGGAGAAGUGGCUGGGGAGGGGGGAGAAGUGGCUGUGAAGGAGGGAGAAGUGGCUGUGAAGGAGGAAAUAGCCACCAAGCUGGAAGUAACCGUGAAGGCGGAAGGGCCAACCGAGCAGGAAGUAAUCGCCAAUCCAACCGAGCAGGAAGUAAUCGCCAGUCCAACCGAGCAGGAAGUAAUCGCCAGUCCAACCGAGCAGGAAGUAAUCGCCAGUCCAGCCGAGCCAGAGGCUAUGGCCAAUACAAACGAACAUGAGGGUUCCGCCAGUCCAGCCGAGCCAGAGGCUAUCGCCAAUCAGGAUGAGCCAAGAGAAGAGGAAACUACCGAAAAAACGGAAGCGCCGGAUGCAGCGGAAGCAGCGGUAGAGCCAGAAGGGGGCACCAACCCAACAGCACCCGAAGUUUCCGAUAACGUAGAUGAGCCGAGAGAAGAGGAAAUAACUGAAAAAUUGGAGGAGCCCCAAGUAGCGGUCGAAACGGCCGAACCAGAAGCGGCCGCCAAUCAGGAUGAGCCAAGAGAAGAGGAGACAGGAGAAAAACCAGAAGAACCCGAAGUGGCAGCCGAACCAACCGAACCGGAAGUGGUUGCCAAUCAAGGAGAACCCGAACCUGCCGAUACUCAGAACGCACUUGAAAAGGACGCGAGUCCAAUCGAACCCGAACCCGAAGCGGGCGUAAACCCAGUCGAAUUAGAAGCGGUUGUGAAUUCAGCAGAACCAGAAGAAACAGAAACGGUUGUGAAUUCAGCAGAACCAGAAGAAACAGAAGCGGUUGUGAAUACAGAAGAACCAGCCGGAACAGCCGAACCAAGCGGACCAGCCGAACCAGAAGUGGCCGGCAAACCCGAAUCGCCCCCUGCUGCUGAAGUGGAGGCCACGCCCAGCGCGAGGAAGGGAGACGAGGACCCCAAAAAGGAAGACCUGGAUAUCAAAAGUCUAGAUGGCAACGAGUCGGAUGGCAGCGAGUCGGAUGGCAGCGAGUCGGAUGGCAGCGAGUCGGAUGGCAGCGAGUCGGAUGGCAGCGAGUCGGAUGGAAUCGAAUUCGAAAGUGACGACCUGGACGGAGAAGACGCCCAAAGUGAAGAAACAAAGAUAGACAAAAACGAAGUGCAGAAGAGAGUGAACGUACUGAUCAGUCUUCUAAUCGAAAAAAUGUGGAUGUAUAUCGAUAAGGGACUCCUAGAGAGAGACAAACUGAUCGUGAAGUGCCUCAUCAUGUUAAACUUGGAGAAGCUAAACGGAAAUAUUAGCCAAGAGGAGGAGGAUAUGUUUAUAAACCCAAAGUGUAAGCUAAAAGAUAGCCAAAGAGAAAAUGAGCGAGGAGAAAAUGGACGAGGAGAAAAUGGACGAGGAGAAAAUGGAAGAGGAGAAAAUGAACGAGGAGAAAAUGAACGAGGAGAAAAAAAAAUGAUCAAUAAAUCCUUCAUGAGUGAAGACCUAUAUCAAGAUUGUAAGAACUUAGAAAAUUUGAAUGACUUCGAUAAUCUUACAGAGAGCUUAGAAAGUGAGAGCAUGUCGUGGAAGCAGUGGUUCCUAAGUGACAAGGUAGAGAAUGAGGAGCUCCCCAGAAAGUAUAACAACUUGAAAGAAUUCUCCAAGUUGCUACUAAUAAGAGUGUUGAGGAAGGACAGGUUCCCUUUGGCGUUGAAAAACUACAUCAGGAUGAAUAUCAAAAUGACGAAUGAUGAGAAGAACACCUACGCACUGGAUAAAAUCCUGGAGGAGUACAUCGAUAACAAGACGCCCGUGUUGUUUCUGUUGACACCAGGAAACGACCCCUCUAAGGAUAUCGAGGAGUAUGUAGCGAAGUUGAAGAGGACCAAAGGAAGGGGCGAGAACAGUGGCCAAAAAAUUGGGCAAAAAGAUGAUCAGCCAAAUGGGGAACACUACAGCGAAGAAACCAUUUCCUACGUAAAUAUCUCUAUGGGACAGGGACAGGAGAGCAUUGCGCUCAAGUACCUCAGGGAGAUAUCCAAGUCAGGGGGAUUCAUAUUCCUACAGAAUAUCCACCUCAUGACGAAAUGGUUAAAAGAAUUUGAAGAAAUCCUCGACAAAAUAUUAACCGAUGCACAUCCGAAUUUCCGUCUAUUCCUAUCAUCAGCUAUCCCUUCCGAAAAAGACACAAAAUUGUUACCAGAAAAACUCCUAAAAAAGUGCUUCAGAAUUAACAAUGAAAAAUCAUUCAGCCUCAAGGAUAACAUCAAAUGUUGCUUGGAGAAAUUCCAAAGUAGGGAAUACGACGAUAAGCUAAAAAAUGUCAUUUUUGGUCUCUCCUAUUAUCAUAGCUUACUCUUGGGCAGAUUUUUAUACGGAAAAAUUGGAUUCAGUCAAUCGUAUUCCUUCAAUGAUAAUGAUUUGGAAAUUUCUUUUAAUAUUAUCAAGAGGUACUUGGAGAGUUACAACACUUUCCCUCUUGCAGAUGUUCUAUUCCUCAUAGGGGAAAUAAUUUAUGGGGGGCAUAUCACGGAUGUAUGGGAUAGACGUAUAAACAAGACGUACGUCAAAAAUGUGCUCAAGGAGAUAUACAAAAAUGUGGUUGCUAUUAAUGGCCGCGCGGGUGGCGGCGAGGUGCAGGGGGUGGGUAACGGAGAUGAAGAAAAUGACGCAGAUGGAGAGGCAGGGGAAGAUGGAGAGGCAGGGGAAGAUGGAGAGGAGGGGGCAGAUGGAGAGGAGGGGGCAGAUGGAGAGGGCCAGGGGGAGAACUGCCAUACGGGGGAGAGAAACGCAACUGGGCGCGGUGCCCUACACGGGAAGAAGCCUGAGACCCGCCGUGGAAACGACCAGGAGGACGAAAUGGACGAGAAGGCAGUCCUCAAGGACACCAGGACGAACAUCCUCUUCGAAGUGUUCAAAUUCCCUGACUGCACCAAAUACAACAUUGCUCAGUUAAAAAAAUAUGUUGACGAAAAAUUGAAUAAAGAACAGACCUGCUUGCUGGGUCUCCAUGUGAACGCAGAAAUUGAGUACAUGAAAAAUGAGUGCUCCAGAAUUCUGCAGAACUUGCAAGAGAUCAGUAGUCGGGAGAUUUCCUCCUCGCAGGGGGGUUCUUACCAAAAGGGGGCAAAAACGGGAUCCACGGGAAACCCCGUUGGAAGUACGAUUGGAAGUGCGGAUGGAAGUACGGUUAGAAGUACGGUUGGAGGUACCCCCGGUGGGGGCAGCAAAGAUGAUGGAAAGCGCCUCCCCAAGGAGUCGGACCGAGGAGGGAAGAAGGACCGCAACAAAGGAGACACAGAAACGGAGAGUGGAAAAAAUGAAACCACUAAAAUUAUAUACGACAUUAUUAAUCGCCUCCUAAAUGAACUCCCAGACAAAAUAGACAUAAGUGACCUCAAAAUAGAAGACACAGAAACGAACACAUUUAUGGUCAUUGCAUUGAAGGAGUCGGAGAAAUUCAACAUGCUCAUUGAUUGUAUCCAUGACAGCUUAGUGGAGAUAAAAUUAGUGCUCGAUGGUAUCCUAAACAUGAACAGUAAAAUACAACUUAGCAUCAAGGCUUUGUUACUACAUAACAUCCCAGAACUGUGGAAGAGCUUCUCCUAUCCGUCCAAAAAGAAACUAAUGCCAUGGUUUGAAGAUUUCAAAUUGAGAGUAAUUUUUUUACAAGAAUGGAUUUCAAAAAUAAGGUGCAACAUUUUCUUGCCUAAUUCUGUAUGGCUAUCGGCUCUCUUCAAUCCCAUUUCGUUUCUCACCGCCAUUAAACAGAAGUUCUCGCAUGAGAAUAGAGUCCCUAUCGAUAAGCUAAAGCUCAAGUGGCACGUCACAAAUAUCACUAAGGUGGAAGAUCUGAACAAUAAAAAUAAUUCCUUGUACAUCCAUGGGUUAUUUCUCCAGGGAGCCUCCUGGUUGAUUAACUCCCAAAAUGACUCCUUCACAUUUGACAUGGAAAACUUGAGUGAUAACGUGUCGUAUGGAAAUAUAGUGGAGUCCGUUCCGAAGAACAUUUUCUUCCCCAUGCCGCUCGUCUACGUUUACUGUGUCACCGAUGAACAGGAAGAGCAGCUCGCCCGUGCAUCCGACGCCCGCUAUUUGGACACGCCCCUCUAUAUCACCUCGGACCGGGGCGGCACCUUCGUCUGCUCCGUCGAUUUGAAGUAA